AGGCUGUGUGCUUAGACAGCACAGACAUCAGGGUCCUGCAGAGAUGACUGUGCGCUGUCAUUGUGGCCAUCGCAGCCAAAUAGCCAUCACUUUGGGAUGAAGAGAGUAAGGAGAUUCAGCUAUGUGGCCUUCAAACUGCAUUUGGCCAUUCCGAGUCUUACAGCAUGAAAGAUGGAAUGAGAACUGGGUAACUGAACACAUCUUUAAGCAGUGCGGAAGAAUGAUUUCCCAGGUGUUUAUCUUGUCAUCCAAGGGCGAUCACCUCAUCUAUAAAGACUUCCGUGGCGAGGCGACCAGUGACGUCAUCAAUGUAUUCUACGAGAUGGUGACGUCCUUGCGUGGAGACCAGGCUCCAGUUGUUAUGAGUCAUGAUGGACUGCAUUUCAUCCACAUCAGGCAGGGGGGGCUUUACUGUGUUGCCACAACAUCCACCAACCCCUCCCCGUUCACCAUCAUUGAGUUCCUUAACAGAUUUGCAGGUCUCAUUAAGGACUAUUGCGGCAGUCUCUCGGAGAAAUCCGUCAAGAUGAACUUUGCCCUCAUUUACGAGAUGCUGGAUGAGAUGCUGGACUAUGGCUACAUCCAGACCACUUCCACUGACAUCCUGAAGAACUUCAUCCAGACAGAGGCUGUGAGCUCCAAGCCCGUCAGUCUCUUUGACCUCAGCAACGUUGGGCUGUUUGGCGCAGACACGCAGCAGAGCAAAGUGGCCCCCAGCACCGCUGCCAGCCGCCCCCUCAUGUGCAGCCGGGACCAGGGGGGGAAGAACGAGGUCUUUGUUGACGUCAUCGAGAGGCUGACCGUCGUCAUUGGCGCCAACGGCGUUCUGAUGAAGGCUGAGAUUCAGGGGGAGAUCAGGGUCAAGUGUUACCUGCCCACCUGCUCAGAGAUGAGAAUUGGGUUGAAUGAGGAGUUCAGCAUUGGGAAGUCCCAGCUUAGAGGUUAUGGAGCAGCAGUGAGGGUGGAUGAGUGUAGUUUUCAUCAUGCUGUAAAGCUGGAGGAGUUUGACAGCUACAGGAUCCUGAGAAUUUGUCCCAGCCAAGGAGAGACGGUGAUGCAGUAUCAGCUCUGUGACGACCUACCCACAGCCCCGCCCUUCCGGCUCUUCCCCACAGUGGAGAGGGACAACAGUGGCAGGUUGUUAAUAUACUUAAAGCUCAGGUGUGAUCUGCCUCCAAAGAGUGCUGCUCUGAGUGUGUCUGUCACAGUGCCGGUGCCCAAAGGCUCAUUAAGUUUGUCUCAGGAGUUGAGCAGUCCGGAUCAGACAGCUGAGCUGCAGGCCAGCAGUAAGGCUGUGUUCUGGGAAAUACCACGUUUCCCUGGGGGGGCCCAGCUUUCCGCUCUCUUCAAACUGGAGGUUCCUGGCCUAAGCUCCGCCUCCCUGAUGGAAGUGGGUCCGGUCAGCCUGAGCUUUGAGCUGCCAAAGCACACUUGUACUGGGCUGCAGAUCCGAUUCCUCCGCCUGUCCCCGGCCCAGCCCGGUCCGCCCCAGCGCUGGGUCCGCUACGUCACGCACUCCGACUCGUACACCAUCCGAAUCUGAGUCUGACACCACCCGCAUCUGAGUCUGACACCACCCGCAUCUGAGUCUGACACCAUCCGCAUCUGAGUCUGACACCACCCGAAUCUGAGUCUGACACCAUCCGCAUCUGAGUCUGACACCAUCCGCAUCUGAGUCUGACACCAUCCGCAUCUGAGUCUGACACCACCCGAAUCUGAUGCACUCACACACACACACACGUGCACAUGUCCUGAGAACACCACAACUGUCCCUCACGCCAAUCCCGGACAGUGGCCAUGUUCUGUCCUCUCCAAACGGAGCAGCUUGUCCAGCCUUCUGGCUGUCACCCACACACACGCACUCACACACACGCACUCACACACACGCACAUGCACACACGCACACACACACGCACAUGCAC
Molecule: messenger RNA, 1922 nt
Organism: Anguilla anguilla (European eel)
Lineage: Eukaryota; Metazoa; Chordata; Actinopteri; Anguilliformes; Anguillidae
Gene: ap4m1
Product: adaptor related protein complex 4 subunit mu 1
Exons: 16
Coding region: 122-1543 (473 amino acids)
Biological process (GO): protein targeting; Golgi to lysosome transport
Cellular component (GO): trans-Golgi network; clathrin adaptor complex; cytoplasmic vesicle
Source: RefSeq, a predicted model, not a curated record